This is a messenger RNA of Melanotaenia boesemani (Boeseman's rainbowfish), 3073 nucleotides long. It is a transcript of the gene armc1, whose product is annotated as armadillo repeat containing 1. The record is from RefSeq and is a predicted model, not a curated record. Bases 279 to 1109 code for a protein of 276 amino acids. Gene Ontology annotation, molecular function: metal ion binding. The transcript has 7 exons. NCBI's taxonomy places the organism in Eukaryota, Metazoa, Chordata, Actinopteri, Atheriniformes, Melanotaeniidae.
AACAGCUGCACCCAUUUGCUUGCCAUAGAACCCAAACACUGUCCACAGCUGCUAGCUAAAGGAACACAGAAAAAAAGGGGAGCAGGCCUAGCAUUACUCAAAUUCUUUCGCUAUACUUUUUUAAAGGUCGUAUCGGGACGUAACUUUUUAUUCUUGCGUUGUUUUAUAUAGUUUUUUACCUAAACAAACUGGGCGUGACGUCUGUUUUUUAUGAGAACUAACAAAAAGUAGAGAGAGAAGACUGGUUUGAUGUGCAUGUCAUCAAAACAAGAGGCACCAUGAGUGCAGAGGUGGAUGCUCUGACUGUGGUAAACCAGCUGCGAGAUCUUGCUGCAGACCCCUUGAACCGAAGAGCCAUAGUAGAAGACCAAGGCUGUCUGCCAGGCCUCAUCCUUUUUUUUGACCAUCCUAACCCACAGGUUGUCUACUCUGCACUAUUGGCCGUGCGCUACCUGGCAGAAUGUCGAGCCAACAGGGAGAAGAUGAAGAGCGAGCUGGGCAUGAUGCUGAGCUUGCAGAAUGUCAUGCAGAAGGGUACAUCACCUGGAGAGACCAAACUCCUCGCCUCUGAGAUCUAUGAGAUUUUGCAGUCAGCUGGUGUUGAACAGGCUGAACAGGCUGAGGCUGCUGCCGCGUCCUGUCGACGUAAAGCCCAGUUCUUCUUAGGCUCUAAUAACAAGAGGGCCAAAACUGUAGUGCUGCACAUUGAUGGGCUGGACGACCCUACUCGAAGGAGCCUGUGCGAGGAAGCUUUGUUAAAGAUUCGAGGAGUCAUCAGUUUCACCUUCCAGAUGGCUGUUAAACGAUGUGUUGUCAGGAUCCGUUCUGACCUUAAAGCUGAGGCGUUGGGAACAGCAAUUAACUCCACCAAAGUAAUGACAGCCCAGCAGGUGGUGAAGACCGAAGAUGGAGAAGAGCUGAUGGUGCCAUUCCAGGAGGACUCGGCAGUUCUGGUAGAAGAGAACACAGACAUCCCAGACUACCUGCCUGAGGACGAGAGUCCAGCCCAGGAGCAGGACAAGGCCGUCACACGUGUAGGAUCUAUCACAGAUGGCAUGGGAUGGCUUAGCACGGCAGCCAACUUCCUAUCGCGCUCUUUCUACUGGUGACAGCUUCCUAGGUUUCCUUCUUUGCUCCCUGUUAUGUCAAAGGUAUCCAGCUGCAGCCUUAGCAUCUCUCAGCCUAGUUUUGGACUAAGCCCCGUCUCACUACUUUAGACCCCCCUCUUCAGAGAACACAGAGCCCAGCCAUGUGUGCAACAGGUGUUGGGUUGCCAAGUGGAACCUGCAAUAACUUUAACUGUGUAUAUAUUGAGCUACAAAUCGCAGUACUGGCUGUAUGUGCACAAGUAUAUACUAACUGCAUAUGUAUUUAAAAGACAUAGCCAGAGGAGUUGAUAUUGAACAGAACCAAAUAGCUUUGUGGAUAUGUUAAAUGCAACGUUGACUGAGUUGACAUAGGAGAAGUGCGUAUAACUGUUCUGAGGCUCAAAGUUGGGAGUUUAGUUUUCUUUGUGUGUGUGCGUGCGUGUGCAUGAUUUUGGUUGCUUGCAUCUAUUCCCAAUCAUCGUCCUUUUACUCAACACAUUUCAUCCUAUAAUUUCCUAACUCUUCAUUUUUAGCAUGCUUUUAUUACUCUCGUGCCAAUCUUGCCCGAUGCCUACAUCCGUGAUUGUUGUGUGUGCCUUUUUGACAUGUAAUUAUUUAUUCAUUGUUCAUUUAAAUGAUUUAAGAGCUCCAAGCAUGUGUAAUUGUUGCGCUUUCCUAGCCACAGCUUAGGUCAGUGUAGGAAUACUAGACACCAGCAAGAGAUCGCAGCUCGUUCAGCCACUUGUUCACAUGAGUUUCGAUUUUAAAAAGCAACUUGUGGAUUUUGUUGGUUGUUAAAUGCACAACCUCUUAAUGUGUUAAGUUGUUUUUGCCAAAAAUCUGUGCUUCUGUGGUGAUUAUGACAACAAUAACGCAGGAGAAAUCAAAUGUGAGCUUAGUGAUUGGCUGUGAAUUGACUGACAGCUUUUUUGUGUUAAUUGCACAGAAUUUGGGCUACCUCUGCUUUCACAACCUCUUAUCCCACAUCAGCGUUGUGGUGUUCUGCCAUUUUUAGUAACAAACCCAGAAAAAGCAUGGUCGUGAAAACCCUGUUAGCUACCUGCUUGUAAAAAUAUUCCCACUGUUAAAUGAAGUUCUGCUGACAUUUUUACAGUAUUGUAAGCGCUUUAUUUUAAAUUUCAGUUUAGCCAAUAGUGUCCUUAAAGCAAAUAUCACUUUGGUGUACACUCUCACACAUUCAGAGGACUCACUAAUGCUCUGAUAUGAGCAUCAGAGGGGUUAUAUGUACAUUUUGUAAAUGGUGCCUCAUUCCCUAAAAUUCUCAGACCUGAUAUGUGAAUGAUUUUUAUUCUUUUUAGUAAUACUGGUUUGCAGUUUAAGUAAGAAUUCAUCACACAAGCUUGUAGCAGCUGAUGUUUUUGGUGAGGGUUUUCCUGAUUCUUUAGCUCUUACAACCAGGUUUAAUUAUUCUGACGUAUGUCAUUAACAGUUAUUACAGACAGUGCUGACCAGGUCUCUUUUAUUGUUUGAUGGUGCAGAGACGUCACACUUGGUUGAAGUCAAACAGGGGAAUGGUACUGAAUAGCCUGAACUGUUGGUGGCUAUACUCUGGAAAAGCAAUAAUUCUUUUGCAUUUUAUGUAUUCAUUGUAGGUCAACAACACCAUAAAAAAAUUAUGUUUUUGGAUAGAAAUGUGGUAGUAGAAAUUAAAAAUCAUCAGCAGUAUUACAUCUUCCCAGUUAGUCAAUUUUUGCAGUUUGUCUUUGUUGCAAUGUGUAGUUUCUUUUUAUUAUUUGAUGUUUUUAGCUCAUACUACAAACAAAAUACUUGAAAAUUGUUCAGAGUUAUCCUUUUGUGUUGAUAAAUAGUCAUGUAACACCACUGUAAAGUUGACAGAAACACAAAGUCCUGAAGAGAUGUAACUUCUUGUGUACAGACUACCACUGUAAGCAGAUGUACUAUAAUUAAAACUGUAGAUGCCCAUACACUGUUAAUGCAAACAAUGAUAAACUUAAACAAAUCUG